CAUGUGAAACUAGUUGAAUGGCUUAAGUCAGUGGUUACAAAUACGACUGCUGAGGGAGAUUGAGUGAGCUAGUAAGUUGCCAAGAAGCCUUCUGGUUGCCUUAUGUUGUGUGCACCUGAGCUCUGAUCACGAAGAGGCUCAAAAUGGUGCAUGUACCUGAAGCUGAUGGAUGAGUUCCCUUUUAGAGAUGUAAAGUCAUCUUCUUAUAGUCGACUAUGUAGUAGUAAGGACAUCUUGACUGUGAAUGGGAGAUUCCCAGGGCCAACUUUGAAAGCCCACAGAGGGGAUAAAAUGGUUAUUGAAGUUCAUAACAAGGCAAAUUUUAACAUCACUCUUCAUUGGCACGGAGUUAGACUAGUAAGAAAUCCUUGGUCGGAUGGACCAAUGUAUAUCACACAAUGCCCUAUACAGCCAGGAAACAAGUACACCUACAGAAUUGAGUUUACUACAGAAGAAGGAACAAUAUGGUGGCAUGCACAUAGUGGAUGGGCAAGAGCGACGGUUCAUGGAGCCAUUUUUGUUUAUCCCAAACCUGGAUCCAGCUAUCCUUUUCCAAAACCUUUUGCCGAGGUCCCUAUCAUACUAGGUGAGUGGUGGAAGAGAGAUGUCAUGGAGAUACCAAGUAAUGCAAAUUUAACAGGAGGAGAACCUAUACUCUCAGAUGCCUAUACCAUAAAUGGAGAACCAGGCUUUCUAUAUCCAUGCUCCAAAAAAGGGACCUUUAAUAUGCUAGUUGAACAUGGAAAAACCUAUCUUCUUCGGAUCAUUAGUGCGGUAAUGGACGAAGAGCUAUUCUUCGGCAUUGCACAUCACAAGCUGAUUUUAGUCGGAAAAGAUGGUGCCUAUACAAAACAAGUUGAAACCUCCUACAUAAUGAUAGCCCCUGGCCAAUCCAUGGACCUGUUACUAGAAGCAAACCAACCUCAUGGGCUCUAUGUCAUGGCUGCAAGAGCAUAUUCAAGCGCCAUCGGAGCUGGUUUCGACAAGACCAUGACAUCUGCCAUUGUUAAAUAUCAUGGUUCAGAUGAUCACCACCACCAGCCUCGAGGACGUCCUGCCUUCCCACAUCUUCCACCCUAUAACAGAACACAAGCAGCAACAGACUUUACCAAGCAAUUUAGGAGCCUUGCAACAAAAGACCACCCUACCAAAGUCCCAUUACAAGUAGACACCCACUUGUUUUUUACCAUAUCCGUAAACCUACUUAACUGCAGUAAUAAACCGUGCACUGGUCCCUUUGGGAAAAGAUUUUCAGCUAGUGUCAACAACAUAAGCUUUGUCAUGCCACCGUCGAUUGACAUCCUUCGAGCUUACUAUUAUAAAAUUCCGGGGGUAUUCGAGAAGGAUUUUCCAGAAAAACCACCAAAGGAAUUCAAUUACACUGGUGAUGAUCUUCCAGAGAGAUUUUUGGCACCUUCCUAUGGGACUAAGGUGAUGCUUUUGAAGUACAAUGUUAGUGUUGAGCUGGUUUUGCAAGGGACCAAUGUGUUAGCAAGUGAUAACCAUCCUGUACAUUUACAUGGAUAUAGCUUCUAUGUUGUUGGCUCCGGGUUUGGAAAUUUCAACCCUAAACUGGAUCCUUUGAGAUACAAUCUUGUUGAUCCUCCUGAGGAGAGUACUGUUGGAGUUCCUAAAAAUGGCUGGGUCGCAAUCCGAUUCAGAGCAGAUAAUCCAGGCGUGUGGUUGAUGCAUUGUCACAUAGAGCGUCAUCAAACAUGGGGAAUGUCUAUGGUGUUCCUAGUCCAAAAUGGUGUUAGUCAUCAUAGUAGAAUUCUAUCACCUCCUCAUGAUUUGCCUACUUGCUAAAGGGAACAGAUUCUUACAUAGAUUUUGAGCUACUGUAAGAAGAAGAAAACAUAGGCUUGUAAUUCAAGAGGUA
Molecule: messenger RNA, 1879 nt
Organism: Rosa chinensis
Lineage: Eukaryota; Viridiplantae; Streptophyta; Magnoliopsida; Rosales; Rosaceae
Product: laccase-14
Exons: 6
Coding region: 151-1806 (551 amino acids)
Biological process (GO): lignin catabolic process
Cellular component (GO): apoplast
Molecular function (GO): copper ion binding; hydroquinone:oxygen oxidoreductase activity
Source: RefSeq, a predicted model, not a curated record